AGAGAGAGAGAGAGAAUAUAUCUCUCCUUCCCAACAGGAAUAUAUACUGGAAGGGAACCCAAAGCAUCACCUACCAGAAGGUACAGGCUGCCUGGACACUUCUUCACUUGCCAUCUCAGGAGGGAAGACACAUUGGAGUCAAAGAUAGCAUAUGUCUGAUUUUCAAGCCCAAGACGCUUGCUUACUAGCUGCUGUCAAGCUGGUGGAAGGAAAGAAAACCAACAGGGAGAAAGGAGACUCCCUCCCAGGCACUGCCGUCACCCCGCGCCUUCCUUUUCCUCCCAAGCUGUGCAGUGCUUGGCUCUAGCUCUGCCAGCCACUGCUGCUGCCAUUGCCGCUGCCAGGCUGAUAGAUUUCACCAGGAGCGCUGAGAACCCCUGCGGGAGGUGGAGUCAGAGACUGCGGGAGCUGUAACUUCCCUAGCCCGACUCUACCUCGGUCCCUCUGCAGGCUGUUUUCUCUCUUCUUCGCCACUAGCCGACUCACUGGGAAGCUCGCGUGGAAAAGGAGGCUAGAGAGCGCUGCUGCGUGGAAGAUGUGGGAGUCAGCUUGGUAGAAGAGGGGUGGGGGCAGCGUGUGCUGAAGAGUGUUGACAAUUCAGCCUGCAGCGGCGGAAGCACAGAGGCGCAGCUGGAGCAGUAGAGGACGCGCUGGAGGUGUGGUGGACCGAAGACUGGGCAGCCUCUCCACGUUGGAUUUGUCCCAGAAUCUUUGGGGCCGAGAGUACAAGGAGAGAUGCGGGAACUGAACAAGAGGGCGGAUGCUGUGGAGUGCCUGUGCCUACCCUGAAAGCUCCUGGGGUCAGCAAGUUCCACUCUCCCCUCAGUAGUGUGCCCCGGUCCCUCCCUCCUACCCCCGGCGUUCCCUCCGAUGUCUGUGAUCCGGUUGACAGCCGAGGUUGAGGCUGCGGCCGACCCUUAGGGGGUGCCCGAAGGAGCCGAGGAAGGGGAGGCCAUGUGAUGGCACUUGACGUCGAGCAAGAGCAAGAAGAAAAGAAAAAGAAGAAAAAGAAGAGGAGAAAGAAGAGAGAGAGAGGCGAGAAGAGCAGGGUGCCCUUUAGCCCCAUGAUGAUUGAGGACGACUCGGCACUCCGAACCGGCGGCAGGGGUCUCUCGGACCAGUGGGCGGACUCGGUGGGGAUGCGGCCCGGUACGACUGAACGCCACAUCACCGUGCACAAGCGGUUGGUGCUCGGCUUUGCCGUAUCCAUCCUGGCGCUGUUGAUGGUGACUAUGAUCGCAGUACUCCUUAGUUUACGCUUUGAGGAGUGCGGAGCCAGCGCCGCUGCAGCCGCCGGGGGAGCUGAGGCAGAUCGCAUUCCUGGGGGUGCCCCGGCUCGGACCAACACAUCCCAUCGGUCUGGGGAGGAACCCGGGAGGCCAGUGGCAUCUGGGGGUAUAAUGCCUGGGAUCCCCGCAUCCAAGGAGCCGUUGGAAGAGGAGGAACAGGGACGCUGGCAGCCCUGGACUCAGCUGCGCCUGCCGGGUCACCUAAAACCCCUGCAUUACAACUUGAUGCUGACUGUCUUCAUGGAGAACUUUACUUUCUCUGGGGAAGUCAACGUGGAAGUUGCUUGCCUGAACGCCACUCGCUAUAUCGUGCUGCAUGCUUCCAGGGUAGUAGUGGAGAAGGUGCAGGUGGCGGAGGAUCGCGCCUUCGGAGCGGUGCAGGUUGCCAGUUAUUUCCUGUACCCCCAAAAUCAAGUCUUUGUGGUGGUGCUCAGUCAGACUUUGGAGGCGAAAAGGAAUUACAAUCUCAAAAUCAUUUACAAUGCCUUGAUCGAGAAUGAGCUGUUGGGCUUCUUCCGCAGCUCUUACGUGCUUCAUGGGGAGAGAAGGUUCCUUGGUGUAACUCAAUUUUCUCCGACACAUGCAAGAAAAGCCUUUCCCUGUUUUGAUGAACCCAUCUACAAGGCGACUUUCAAAAUCAGUAUUAAGCAUCAAGCCACAUAUUUGUCUUUAUCUAAUAUGCCGGUAGAAACUUCAGUUUUUGAGGAAGAUGGAUGGGUUACGGAUCACUUUUCACAGACUCCACUCAUGUCCACCUAUUACUUAGCCUGGGCUGUGUGCAACUUCACCUUUCGGGAGAUGGUUACGAAGAGUGGAGUCAUAGUACGAUUAUAUGCGAGACCUGAUGCAGUCAGAAGAGGAUCUGGAGAUUAUGCUCUCCAUAUAACAAAGAGAUUGAUAGAGUUUUAUGAAGACUACUUCAAAGUGCCCUAUUCUCUACCAAAACUAGAUCUUUUAGCUGUGCCUAAGCAUCCGUAUGCUGCUAUGGAGAACUGGGGACUAAGUGUUUUUGUGGAGCAAAAGAUACUUCUGGAUCCCAGUAUUUCAUCCAUUUCCUAUUUGCUGGAUGUCACAAUGGUUAUUGUCCAUGAGAUAUGCCAUCAGUGGUUUGGUGACCUUGUGACUCCUGUCUGGUGGGAGGAUGUAUGGCUGAAAGAAGGCUUUGCUCACUAUUUUGAAUUUGUUGGGACUGAUUACCUCUAUCCAGGCUGGAAUAUGGAAAAACAGAGAUUUCUGACUGAUGUGCUCCAUGAAGUGAUGCUACUGGAUGGCCUGGCCAGUUCACACCCAGUAUCCCAAGAAGUGAUUGAGGCCACUGACAUUGACAGGGUUUUUGACUGGAUCGCAUAUAAAAAGGGUGCGGCUUUAAUCCGAAUGUUGGCUAACUUUAUGGGCCAUUCAUUAUUUCAGAGGGGUUUGCAAGAUUAUUUAACCAUUCAUAAGUAUGGCAAUGCAGCUAGAAGUGAUCUGUGGAAUACCCUAUCAGAGGCUUUACGAAAGACUGGAAAAUAUAUAAAUAUUCAAGAAGUGAUGGAUCAGUGGACUCUCCAGAUGGGUUAUCCUGUCAUUACCAUUUUGGGAAAUGGGACAGUUGACAAUAUGAUUGCCAUUUCUCAGCAACAUUUUAUUUAUGACAGCAGGGCUAGAGUCAGGACCACUGAGUUAGGAAAUAACAGUUAUCUAUGGCAGAUCCCAUUAACUAUUGUCUUAGGAAAUAGGAGCCAUAUCUCAUCAGAAACAAUUAUAUGGGUGUCCAACAAAUCAGAACAUCACAGAAUUACUUUGGACAAAGAAAGCUGGUUGCUGGGGAACAUCAAUCAAACUGGCUACUUUAGGGUCAACUAUGAUCUAAGGAACUGGAGAUUAUUAAUUGACCAACUAAAACAGAAUCAUGAGGUUCUCUCUGUCAGUAAUCGUGCAGGUUUGAUCGAUGAUGCUUUCAGCCUAGCCAGAGCUGGCUAUUUGCCUCAGAAUAUUCCCCUGGAGAUUAUCAAAUACCUUUCUGAGGAAAAGGAUUUUCUUCCAUGGCAUGCUGCCAGUCGGGCUCUCUAUCCUCUAGAUAAAUUACUGGACCGAAUGGAGAACUACAAUGUCUUCAAUGAAUAUAUUUUAAAACAAGUGGCAACGACAUACAUCAAGCUUGGAUGGCCAACAAUUAAUUUUAAUGGGUCCCUUGUUCGAGCGUCUUAUCAACAUGAAGAAUUACGGCGAGAAGUAAUAAUGCUGGCAUGCAGCUUUGGUAACAAACAUUGUCACCAGCAGGCUUCAACACUCAUUUCAGACUGGAUUUCCAGCAAUAGGAAUCGAAUACCUCUUAAUGUCAGAGACAUCGUCUAUUGUACGGGAGUUUCACUAUUAGAUGAAGAUGUAUGGGAAUUCAUUUGGAUGAAAUUCCACUCCAUGACAGCAAUAUCUGAGAAGAAAAUAUUAUUGGAAGCCUUAACUUGUAGUGAUGACAGAAACUUAUUAAAUCGGCUUCUGAAUCUGUCACUGAAUUCUGAGGUGGUGUUGGACCAAGAUGCAAUUGAUGUCAUAAUCCAUGUAGCUCGAAAUCCACAUGGCAGAGAUCUUGCAUGGAAGUUUUUCAGAGAUAAAUGGAAGAUAUUAAAUACCAGAUAUGGAGAAGCUUUAUUUAUGAAUUCCAAGCUUAUCAGUGGAGUCACAGAAUUCCUUAAUACAGAAGGUGAACUUAAUGAGCUGAAAAGCUUCAUAAAGAACUACGAUGGAGUAGCAGAUGCAUCCUUUUCCCGGGCUGUGGAGACUGUGGAAGCCAAUGUUCGAUGGCAAAAAUAUUACAAAGAAGAACUUUUCCACUGGUUACAAAAAGCUCUCAGGCACUAGUCUGUGUCCGUUAAAGACAAUAUAACUUGAAAUAUCAGAAGAGGAAAAAACAUCAAAAGGAAAAUGUUUGACAUCAAAAUGGCAAAGACAAAAUCGGAUUUGCAGGGUGUUUGGUGAGGAAGAGUCAUUUUUGUUUUUAUCUAUUUUGGACUUUAUUUUGUAUGGGGCUCCUCCUUAUCUACAAAGUUAAAAUCUUCUUUGAGAAGCAACCAUAGUGGCAACUGCUGCUUACCAACCCUCACUGUACAGGAUCAAAUAUGGUGCAUGUUGGUGUCAGUCUGGAAGACAACAAUUCUGAGUAAUUUGUGCAUGGUCAUAGCAUCCUGUCCAUAAUUCCAGCAUGCAUUUCUUUAGGUGUCCCGAGUUUUGUAUGUGAAUUGACGUUACACCAGGAUGGGCAUUAUGCAAAAGCACAAAAAGGAUCCAUGACAAUCAAUGUCAUCAUCAAAGAAGAAAAUAGAGACUUUCUAUAGAAUCUCUAAAACUUGGGUGCCAUGAAAUGUACAAUAACCCUUACAGGACUGGUACCAAUUACCAAACAAGUAGAUUGUCAGUGAUUGUCAGGAUGUUAACUCAUUCUUUGAGUUAAAACUAUGUUCAUAUAGAAUGCAUUUAGAUACUAUAUACAUAUCUGUAUGUUUCUAGUAGAAAUCUCUUCAGAUCAAUGAACAGUUCUCUAUUUCUAAACUUAUGCAAAUUUUGAAACUGCUUGAAAAGACUACUGUCUUUCCUAGGUAAUUAAGGCAGUAAACAGUCAGAAUGAUUCCCUUAAACUGCUAUGAGUUCUUUAGCCAUUUUUGUGAAUGAUGAGGCUUAUUCCAACUCAAGCCCAAUCAGGUGUAUCAACAGGUCAUUCAUUCACUUAAAUGCUAAAACAUUAAGAAUUAGAGAAUGUUUAAUAUUUGGGGUAGUACUCUCCCUCUUCCCCCAUUCCACAAAAAGAAAAAGAAAGGAAAAGAAAAUCCAUAUUGUUAAAUCUAAAUUAUUUGAUGUUUUUUUUUUCCCCCAGUCUUCACAUUUCACAAAUGUAUAUGCAUAAAUGUAUUCAUGGUAUCCAGUGCUGAGAAUGAUUUUUUUCCCCUAUGUUAUUUUGUUCAUGUUCCACUUCCUACGAUAUAAUUGCUUCCUAAGCAUUCUAGGAUUAUAGAAUCUGCCUGAGUGCCUGUAUUGUGUAUGACCUCCCAAUCUUCCAUCAAGCAACCAUACCUCAGCAAAUCUAUUAGUGUUUAAUGACUUUGAUAUCAGUUGUACCAUUUGUUAGGGCUGAAAAGUGACUUUUCUUGUGUCAUUGUAUAAAGCUUUUCUUUUGCAUAGACUUUGCCAUGCUGCCCAAGAAAGUACAGAAUAUGUUGUAUAUCAACAUUUGAAAUCUUAUUUCUGAUUUGUAGAAAUACCCAUUGGCCAUACUCUCCCCAUUUCAGAUUUAAAUCUAUCACUAGCAAUUAUCAUCCAGGUUUAUUAUGUAUAAAAAUGAAAUGAUGUUUACUGCUUGUAAAACAAAUGCUUGUGAAUUAAUCCCCUGUGGAUGGUUGCCACUCUACCAAAAUCUCCUUGCAAACUAUCAAAACAAAGUACCAGUACCUUUAGGAUAAAUAUUAAUAAUAAAAUAGUAAAUCUUAAUAAUUAGAGCUAUAAAUUUAUUUGAAAUAUAAUAAGCUAACUUCUGAAAUUGAAUUCCAUUCUUUUGGCAUGAUGUCUCUCACCUUCUUGAAUUUCUUAAUAGUGCAUUCAUGUAAUACAUAUCAAUAGUAAAUAUUCUGCAUGAAGGCACAUGUGGUAUUAGUGUGCCUUUUUAAUGUCUGGUAUCAAGGGUUCUAAAUAUCAACUCAUUGACGUGAAUUGGUAUAACUCAGUUACUAUUGUUAAGUAACUGAGUUACUGAGUAACUGAGUUGAAAUGUUGUCAGAAAGAGUCUUCUCUACCAAUCCCUACUGUGUAUUUGCAGACUACUUAAUCAGGAACAAUAAGUCUUACAUGGACAUGUGCAUUCUUAACAUACUGGUAGCAAUCUUGGACCCAUGCCAGAUAUUUAUCACCAAUGGUUAAAGAAACUAGGCAAAUUGAAACAAAAAACUAUUAUAGGUGAACAUCCUGGUUGUUUCUUACAUUUCCCCUUUAUCUAAGCUUAUUGAUAAUACCUUUUAAAAAAAGCUGAGUGGUUUUUUAGUUACUCUAUUAAUAAUUUUUGCUGCUCUGCAAAUAUUUUAGUGGCCUUGAGCAAGUGUAAUAUCAAAUCCUAAGUAUAUACCUGUACAUAUUGUUCAAUACUUUAUAUUGUUCUUGCUUUGCAGUACAGUAGUGACAGUAAUGAUCCUUGUUUCUUCAUAGUUUAGUCUAUUCAUUGUUUUAAACUAUAUCAGGCUUCGGGUUUUUUUUCUUCUUCCAGUCACUAAAAUGCAUUGUGUUUUUCUAAAUAAUAAAAUAAUCAUA
Molecule: messenger RNA, 6560 nt
Organism: Antechinus flavipes (yellow-footed antechinus)
Lineage: Eukaryota; Metazoa; Chordata; Mammalia; Dasyuromorphia; Dasyuridae
Gene: TRHDE
Product: thyrotropin releasing hormone degrading enzyme
Exons: 19
Coding region: 960-4130 (1056 amino acids)
Biological process (GO): peptide catabolic process; proteolysis
Cellular component (GO): cytoplasm
Molecular function (GO): zinc ion binding; metalloaminopeptidase activity; peptide binding
Source: RefSeq, a predicted model, not a curated record